Molecule: messenger RNA, 354 nt
Organism: Striga asiatica
Lineage: Eukaryota; Viridiplantae; Streptophyta; Magnoliopsida; Lamiales; Orobanchaceae
Source: the annotation of a GenBank genome assembly
AUGGAAUCGAAAGGUCAUGAUGCUUCAAACCAGUCACUUAUGGAUGAAGUCCUUCAACUAUUGGAGAAGACAAAGGCAAGUCUAAAUGUCACCCAUUCAUUCGCUUUGCAAAUUAGUGAUACGGCAAAGUCAUUUAAGGUGUAUGUGUCUGAUUUGGAAGUUGAAGACGAUGUUCAUCAAUUUUCUACAAGAGAAGUUCAAACUAAGGUUAAUGCAGUUGGAACCAGUUUUUCAAAAUUUAAAAGUGCAACAAAGGUUAAUGAGAAGCUUGUUGUUAGGGAAGCAAUAUCUAAUCCAAAUGAUCAAGUUGUACACGAGAUGCUGAAGAUUUUUGUGCCAACGUUGCUUACUGAG